Pyrus x bretschneideri (Chinese white pear) is the source of this 1220-nucleotide messenger RNA. RefSeq names its product auxin-induced protein 6B-like. Lineage: Eukaryota; Viridiplantae; Streptophyta; Magnoliopsida; Rosales; Rosaceae. Gene Ontology annotation, biological process: response to auxin. The record is from RefSeq and is a predicted model, not a curated record. The transcript has a single exon. The coding region runs from base 150 to 533 and encodes 127 amino acids.
CCCACCCACCACCAUUUCCCAAUCUCCACUAACCAAAAUCAUGAAGCCACUCCCUCCUCCUUAGCCUUCUCAACCUCCACCACCUCCAAUCUCCACCCACCUCUCUCUCUCUUCUCCCCUCUCUCUAAACCUUAAAAAACUAAACCAAAAUGCUUCGAAAAAAGAUGGUGAGUUUCAAAGAGCUAGCAAAGAAAGUGAAGGUCAUGGGAGGAGCUGAGAGAGAGCCAUCACACCAUGAGUAUCUGCUGAGGAAUUCAGAGCAAGGAGGCUCUCCGUCGGCGCAAACGCGGACUGGGUUUUUGGCCCUGUAUGUAGGGGAGGAGCGCCAGAGGUUUCUGGUGCCAACAAGCUCCCUUUCUCAUCCACUCUUCAAGAUGCUGCUGGAGAAAGCUUACAACGAGUACGGCUUUCAGCAGAGAUAUGGGCUUGUGGUGCCCUGCAGCGUCUCAGCUUUUGAGGAGGUUUUGAAUGCUGUGGAAUGCAGCAACGGCAAGUUUGAUUUUGGUGAACUUGCUGAGGAGUUUAUUUCAUGAGUAAAAAAUAUGUGUUUUCUUUUUGUACGAGAAAUACUGAAAGAGAGAUAAAUCGAAAUCGAGACCUCAAGUGCUAGUAACAUAGGGUGAUCGGGCCAGGCCGAGUCAGAAAGGUUUUGAUUGCAUGAGGUGAAUACUCUUAAUUAAACUGAACUACGAGCCGUUAAAAGUAAAGCGUUAUGUUUAGAUGCUUUUUUUUAUUAGUGAUAGUGUUUAGCUUAGUGAUUAUGGGUUUAUAAUUUCAAGUAUGUACUAGAAUAUGUUCGUAUUACAUAUUAAACAUUGCUCACUAUGUUCCUUAAUCUCUCUUAAUACAAUUAAUUGAAAUUCUCAGUUCAACUUCUACAAUUUGACCUCUAAGUUGUGGUCUUUAGAACGAAGGACAAGACAAUUGACGUGGCAAACCUACUUUUCCUUCCACAUCAACAUUUUAUCUUCCAAAGGAUGAAGGCAAGCGUCUAAAGGAAAUUUGCCUCAACGGGUUUAGCGGCAAGGCAACACAUUGCUUUGUUGACAAGGUGAAGGCAAAUAGAGACCCAUUUUUUAUAUUAUUAUUUAGAACAUGAUUUAUAUGUAUGUCAUGAAGCGACGUUGUCUGGGUGUUUGGUUAAGAAAAAUGACUUUUGCACUCUCAUUUCAUUCUCCUAAACGUUUUGCCUGUUUUUGUCUAUUGAUUUAUUGCUGAUU